GAUGUGAAUACAUCAGCUGUUGCCAUUCGUAACACCGGUACAAUGUUGUGGCAUUUGAACAAAAAUGUUGAAGUUUGUACAAAAAAGUUUUAGUUAUAGGUUUUACUCAAUUAAGCAUGCCACAGAAAAGCCAAUUAAAUAUACACACACUAUUAAUUUACCAAAAACUAAAUUUCCGAACCGACUGACAGCAGCAAAGCGUGUAGAAAUUGAACAGCAAUUGUUGGAAACAAAAUUUGCAAGUGGUUAUCGGUAUCAGGAGGCACACAAUAAGGAACCAACUUUUGUGCUACAUGAUGGACCACCAUAUGCUAAUGGCGACCUGCACAUGGGUCAUGCAGUUAACAAAAUUCUUAAAGAUAUAACAUUGCGUCAACAUGCAAGCAAUGGUGAGAAGGUCAACUAUAUACCAGGUUGGGAUUGUCAUGGUUUGCCUAUAGAAUUGAAAGCGCUGAAUGCAGUAGAUAAUAACGUUACUAAGGACAUACAAAGUGUUCGUGAAAAAUCACGACAAUUUGCUUUAAAUGCUAUUAAAAAUCAAAAAACCGAAUUUCGAAAUUGGGGAAUUCUUUCUGAUUGGGAUGAUCCAAAAAAUAUAUAUCUAACGACAAAUCCAGAUUUUAUAAUAAAUCAAUUAAAAUUGUUUUUGAAUUUAUAUGAAAAAGGAUUAGUGUAUCGUGAUUUAAAGCCGGUUUAUUGGUCACCGUCUUCAAGAAGUGCAUUGGCUGAAGCUGAAUUGGAAUAUAAUCCAAAUUUUGUUAGCCCGUCUGUUUAUGUGCGUUUCGCUUUAACCAAAUUACCGACAAAUAUUACCAAAAUGGAAAGUAAAAUACAUGCUUUAGUAUGGACUACAACACCGUGGACAUUGCCUAGCAAUCAAGCUAUUUGUUAUAAUUCAGCAUUAGAAUAUGCGAUAGUAAAGUUGCAUGAUUCCAAUAAAAUAGAUAUGAGUGAUUUGUACUUGAUAGCAACAAAUUUAAUACAAGAAUUUGAAGAGACCACAACAUAUAAGUGUGAAGUCCUACAUAAAAUAAAAGGUACAGACUUAUCGGAAUGUACCUAUCAACAUCCAAUAUAUAAAGAUCAGCAAACCUUGCCAUUUUUUGCUGCAGACCAUGUAAAAGAUACAAAAGGUACUGGAUUAGUGCAUACAGCACCUGCACAUGGACCAGAAGAUUUUCUUGUUAGCUUAGAACAUAAAUUAAAAGUGCAAAACUACGUAAAUGCAAAUGGAGUUUAUACAAUGGAAGCACCAGAAUUUUUGCGUGGUAAAUCUGUACUGGACGAAGGUGAUAAACUCGUUAUUGAUCAUAUAGCCAAAGAUAUAGUACAUGCUAGUAAAUUUACACAUGCUUAUCCCAUUGAUUGGCGUACUAAAGAGCCGGUAAUAAUACGUGCAAGUGAGCAAUGGUUUAUUAAUACUGCGGAAAUAAAAGAUCGGGCUGUGAAGGAGUUGGAGAAGGUUGAGAUAUAUCCACGAGUUAAUGCUGAAGCAAGUAAGAAAAAUUUAACAACACAAUUACUAAAGCGUCCAUAUUGGUGCAUAUCGCGUCAACGUGCUUGGGGUGUGCCUAUACCAGCAUUUUAUAACAACGAAACAAAUGAAGUUAUUAUAAAUAGGGAUAUAAUACAACAUAUCUGUGAUAUUAUUCAAAAGGAGAGUAAUGUUGACUUUUGGUGGUCAAAAUCUGUAGAUGAUAUUUUACCAAAAAAAUUAAUUAAGGAUUUGAAUUUACCUAUUGAAAAUAUAACAAAAGGUUUAGAUAUUUUUGAUAUCUGGUUUGAUUCUGGCAGUACUUGGUCGAGUGUUUUAAAACAACAAAAAGUGGCAGAUGUCUAUUUAGAGGGAUAUGAUCAAUUUACUGGUUGGUUUCAGUCGUCAUUACUGACGAGUGUUGCCGCAAGGAAUUGUGCUCCUUACAAAUCAAUUUUUGUGCAUGGUUUUACAGUGGAUGAGAAAGGUAAUAAAAUGUCUAAAUCAAUUGGAAAUGUUAUAUCACCUAAGGAAAUUACAAAAAAAUAUGGUGUCGAUGUGUUAAGAUGGUGGGUUGCUUCACAUGCUACACAAAAUAUGUCCAUAAUUGUCAGCGAUAAAAUUUUACAACAAUCUGCUGAAAGUCUAAGCAAGAUACGUGCUACUCUUCGGUACUUAAAUGGAGUAAUCAAUGAAAAAUCUACGACUAGUUGGGAUAGUGAUGAUCAGUCAUAUUUAAAUAGAUACUUGUUAAGUUGCUUGGUGGAUUUUGAAGAAAAGUGUCAAAACAGUUACAACUGCUACGAAUAUCAUCGUGUUGUAUCACACAUAUUGAAUUUCGUUGCGAACCAAAUCUCAGCCACGUACUUGCAUUUAAUCAAGGAUCGCUUAUAUUGCGGUGAUAAUGAUGAGUUAGCAAGUAUUCGCUAUACAGUUAGCAAAUGCUACGAAAUACUGUGCAAAUCGUUGUGGCCAAUUACGCCAUUUUUGAUAGAAGAAAGUUGGAGCUUUUAUGAUGCUAAGAAUGCAUUUUAUCAACAAAAAGUGCUAUCGAAUCCGUCAUGGAGGAAUGAAAACAUUGAAAAUGCUUUAAAUACAGCUCUCAAAUAUAAACGUUUAAUAAAUCAAAAAUUGAGUGAUGUCAACACUUGGACUUUGGCAGUCUCAAUUUUACCCACGAAUGAAGAGACGUUGGAAGAAUUAAAUAAACUACAAAUUGAUAUGGAUACUCCUGUUAGCAGGUCAGAAUUAUGUGAAAUUUUACAGGUUGGCAAAGUUACUUUAUUAUCAAGUAUAGCUGAAAGUGCAAGAACGCCCGAGACUGACUUUUUGAUUGACAUAAAAGUUUUAGAUAUUAUUUUAUGUCCUAGAUGUAGGCGGUAUGCUGUUAAAGAUGAGACGUGUAUUUGUCAACGUUGUACAGAAGUUUUGAGUUUAAAAUAAAUAGCUUUAAAUAAUA
Teleopsis dalmanni is the source of this 2933-nucleotide messenger RNA. Its product is annotated as isoleucine--tRNA ligase, mitochondrial-like. Gene Ontology annotation, molecular function: tRNA binding; isoleucine-tRNA ligase activity; aminoacyl-tRNA deacylase activity. The record is from RefSeq and is a predicted model, not a curated record. Bases 65 to 2917 code for a protein of 950 amino acids. NCBI's taxonomy places the organism in Eukaryota, Metazoa, Arthropoda, Insecta, Diptera, Diopsidae. Gene Ontology annotation, biological process: isoleucyl-tRNA aminoacylation. Gene Ontology annotation, cellular component: cytosol. The transcript is spliced from 13 exons.